AUGGUUAUGCCUUACUCUUUGCCUCCUUUGUUCUUUAUUAUGAUGCUGCUCGUAGAAGUCAUUGCAGGUGGCAUUGACCCAAACUGGUAUGAUGCUCAUGCAACUUUCUAUGGUGAUGCAGCCGGUGGUGAAACCAUGCAGGGGGCUUGUGGUUAUGGAGAUCUCUUCAAACAAGGAUAUGGUCUUGCAACUACAGCACUAAGCACUGCUCUAUUCAACAAUGGACUUACUUGCGGUGCUUGUUUUCAAAUAAUGUGUGUAAACGAUCCUCAAUGGUGCAUAAAAGGUGCAACUCCAAUCACAGUGACCGCAACAAAUUAUUGUCCUCCUAAUUAUUCCAAAACCGUUGACAUUUGGUGUAACCCUCCACAAAAACACUUUGAUUUGAGUUAUAAAAUGUUCACAUCUAUAGCCGGGGAAAAAGCUGGCAUCAUCCCUGUUAAAUAUCGACGUGUUCCAUGUGUCAAAACUGGGGGUGUUAGGUUUGAACUCAAAGGAAACCCUUAUUUUUUGAUUGUUUUGGUGUACAAUGUUGGUAAUGCUGGUGAUGUUUCUCACAUGAGUAUUAGAGGAUCUAAGACUGGUUUGCUUACCAUGACACAUAAUUCGGGACAAACUUGGCAUAUCAAUCAGAAUUUGGUUGGGCAAAGCUUGUCAUUUCUUGUUACUACAAGUGAUGGAAAAGCUUUGGAGUUUAGUUUUGUUGCUCCUUCCAAUUGGCAAUUUGGACAGACUUAUGAGAGCAAGCAAAAUUUUUAG
Molecule: messenger RNA, 759 nt
Organism: Vicia faba (fava bean)
Lineage: Eukaryota; Viridiplantae; Streptophyta; Magnoliopsida; Fabales; Fabaceae
Source: the annotation of a GenBank genome assembly